Molecule: messenger RNA, 1710 nt
Organism: Dipodomys spectabilis (banner-tailed kangaroo rat)
Lineage: Eukaryota; Metazoa; Chordata; Mammalia; Rodentia; Heteromyidae
Gene: Pgrmc2
Product: progesterone receptor membrane component 2
Exons: 3
Coding region: 16-702 (228 amino acids)
Cellular component (GO): endomembrane system; membrane
Source: RefSeq, a predicted model, not a curated record
CGCUGGCGGGCCGUGAUGGCGGCGGGUGAUGGGGCCGUGAAGCCCGGCACCCUGGGGAGCGGCGGCGGGGACGGCGGCGGCGGCGGCGGGGACGGCGGCGGCGGGGACGGCGGCGGGAGCCCGGGCGCGGCGGGCGCGGGCGGCGGCUGGGCGGCGGCGGCGCCGGCGCUGCUGGCGGGGGGCGGGGAGACGCUGCUGAACGUGGCGCUGCUGGCGCUGGUGCUGCUGGGGGCCUACCGGCUGUGGGCGCGCUGGGGGCGCCGCGCGCGGGCCGCGGGCGCGGGCGCCGGCCCCGACGGCCCCGCCGCCGCGCUGCCCCGCAUGAAGAAGCGCGACUUCAGCCUGGAGCAGCUGCGCCAGUACGACGGGGCCCGCACGCCGCGCAUCCUGCUGGCCGUCAACGGGAAGGUCUUCGACGUGACCAAGGGCAGCAAGUUCUACGGCCCGGCUGGUCCAUAUGGGAUAUUUGCUGGUAGAGAUGCCUCCAGGGGCCUGGCCACAUUCUGCCUAGACAAGGAUGCUCUCAGAGAUGAGUAUGACGACCUUUCCGACUUGAAUGCAGUUCAAAUGGAGAGUGUUCGAGAAUGGGAAAUGCAGUUUAAAGAAAAAUAUGAUUAUGUAGGCAGACUUCUCAAACCAGGAGAAGAGCCUUCAGAAUAUACAGAUGAAGAAGAUACCAAGGAUCACAAUAAACAGGAUUGAACUUUGCAAACCACCAAAGUCAGGGGCCUUCAGAACUGCAGUUCUUACUCCCUUUCACAGAAUGUCCAGUGUCUCUGGAUUUGAUUCACCUGCUGCGAAAAAACAUUCAACCAAUUGUGUACAAGAGAAGUGAGUCUUGCUGUGAAGAUUUGAAAACCGGAUGUUGCCAAACCCCUUUGUUGCAGUUGUUUGUAAUGUCUGGUGGGGCUUCAUCAUCCUGAGAGAAAGACAGGGAUUUCUUAAAUGGCAAGAAGGUCGUGAGGCUAGGGCAUCUCACUCACUCUCCUCCUCCUCCCCCGCUCCUUCUCCCUCUAUCCUCUCUCCCUCUCAUCUGCCCCUCUCUCCCUCCAUUCUUGAAUUUGUCCUUUUUGUAAAAAAAAAAAAAAAAAAAAGUAUCAAAGACAGCCACAUAUGUAUUUGCUACUCAACUGUACAAAUCUCAAACAAAAAACAGCAAGGGACUCUUCUUUAACUGAUGUUUUUAUCAUUGAGGGACAGGAAGACCUGGCCAGGGAGGUGGAAGUUGCACAUCAGCUUGAGUGGUUCAGGCUACUGAAAUGUUAAAAUGUGAAUUCCCAAGCUUCUCUUUGGGCUUUGUCAAGGAGGGAUAAAAAAUAAAACUUAUUCCUAAGAAUCCAUUGGAAAUUAGAAUGGAUUUCAGGUGGAUUGAAAUCAAAGCAAUUCCCCAACAAGAUCAUUUGAGACUAGUUUUAUCCCUUCUGUUCUUUCCCCUAGGUCAAAUCAAUAUUAAUUGUGCCUUAUUUCACUUCCAUAAACUUGAAUUAUUUUUAGGGAAAGCCCCUAUGUGAAUUCCGAAGUCACUACAAGCAGGUUGAGACUGAGGUUGGAAUGUUCUGUUGACUGCAAAACCUUGAUGUCAUUCUGUGUAUAUAGAAUGUAAAAGGAUUAUUCAGUGUUAACUGCCAUACGUUAAUAUACACAAAUUUAAUUAGCAUUGUAAUGGCCAAAUGCAUUCCCCCUUGUGCUUUUCUCUUUUCCAAAAAAUCA